Molecule: messenger RNA, 3022 nt
Organism: Aspergillus novofumigatus IBT 16806
Lineage: Eukaryota; Fungi; Ascomycota; Eurotiomycetes; Eurotiales; Aspergillaceae
Gene: hrdA
Product: E3 ubiquitin-protein ligase HRD1
Exons: 4
Coding region: 384-2609 (741 amino acids)
Cellular component (GO): cytoplasm
Source: RefSeq, a predicted model, not a curated record
UAAAAGCCAGCAUCCAACUCUAAUUCGCCCUCCAACCUUCUGACAGUCUCUCACUCACAAAAACAAAGGAUAUACUCGGGAAAAUCGAGUCUUGACUCUUGGGUUUUGGCUGAUAAGCUGAUGAUCGCUGACGUAAGGCAAGGAACUCAGGCGGUGGGCCGAAUGGUUCCCCACGAGUUGUUGUCUUAGUCUACAGGUAUAGCUGUCCAAAACCUCCGUACACGCGAUCCAUCUCCGGCCACAUUUCUAAUCUCUCACUCGCUACGGACGCUGUGCAUCAACAGACUAUCUAAUGCCUUAUUGACCUUGACUUUGACUGCGUCCGCUUUUGUGUUUAUAUCAAUGACAUAGGACUCCUAACUCGCCUCAUUUAGUUUCUGGCCAUGAGACUAGCCGCUUAUGCUGGGGCCUCUGCGGCUCUGGCUACGGCCGUUGUCCUGAAAGCGCUUCACCAGAGGGUUAAUUUCUACGCCGCUUGCGUAUACCUUUCUCAGAGCAGCGCGAAUCUCAUGAUACUUACAAACUUGUGUCUUCUCGUCGUCGGGUUCCUCUUGUUCUGGCUUCAACGUCUCCUGUACGGACCCUUGCGGCCGAUUGAGACCGAACAGCUUUACGAAAAGGCAUGGUUUGCGGUCUGGGGGUGGAUUGGUGAAGGCCGCGUCGAGUUCCUGGAGCAGCAACCCCCGGCCAAUCCGCACUUGUUUCACACCCGGCUGGCGAUUUCCCUCGUACUGGCAGUUCUGUUUGAUUCACUCAUGCUGAAAUACUGCAUAACGACCGUUCUUGAACAAGCGCGACCGGAUAUGAUGGUUAUGUUCGGGUUUGAGUUUGCCGUCCUUACCAUCCUUUCGAGCUCGACCGCCGCCAGGUACACCAUCUCACUAGUUGAGCUAUACAUAACACGGCAGCAGAUAAAGGCCAAGGUUGAAGAGCGCCGCCGGGAAAUUCGUGCCGCCAGAGAAGAAGCUCUACGCCAAAACGCCCAGACCGGAGAGACGCCUCCAGCUGCCGAUCUUCCGGACGAGAAUGAUAUCGACGAGAUGGAACUUGAUGUUCCAGGCUGGGAGGAGAAGGGUCGUUGGAUCUUCUACCUCGAUUUACUCACCGAUUUCUUCAAGUUGACGGUCUACUUGAGUUUCUUCGCCAUCCUUUUCAUGUUUUACGGCCUGCCUAUCCAUAUCCUUCGCGACGUGGUCGUCACUAUCCGUUCUUUCGGCCGACGGAUAAUGGAUUUCGUCCGCUACCGCAAUGCGACCCGGGACAUGAAUGAGCGCUACCCGGAUGCCACCCCUGAGGAGGUAGCAAGAGAAGAUGUAUGUAUCAUUUGUCGUGAAGAGAUGGCUCAUUGGCAGGAGCCUGCGGGCGCUGGUGAGGGCGGGGCAGCACCUGCUCAGCCAAGGCCUCGGAUUCCCGAAAGGUUACGUCCAAAGAAACUCCCGUGCGGUCACAUCUUACACUUUUCUUGCCUUCGGAGUUGGUUAGAAAGACAGCAGAAUUGUCCCACCUGCCGACGCCCGGUCAUGGCGCCUCCGCGUGACCGCGAUCACCCUCCCGGAAAUAUCAACCUUGGUCAAGGCAACGGUGCCGCCGGUCCGCAACCAAAUGUGCCGGCUGGCAAUCAGCCUUUUGGCCAGAACGGACCGGCUGAUAACCUACCGAGAGCCCGCAUAUUCCAAUUUGGACCAUUCCGGAUUGGUUUUGGAGCUGGUCGGGGCGAUCUCUUCCGCAAUUUUCACCAACAAAUUCAUCAGGGCAAUGUCCCGGCGCAACCGGCGAAUAUCGCAAUCCCGCCCGGUGCAAGGCAGAUUGGUUUCGGGCUCGGUUUCGGACGACCAAUCCCAGCGCCAGUGCCCCAAGCUCUCCCGACAAACACGCCGUCGAACUUUGUGCAGAUGCAGAAUCAGCUUCACCAGAUGGAGCUGCAGAUAAUGCAGGAAAUCAACAACCUCCGUGUUACUGCCGAACAGUUGCAUCAUGUGCGACUGCUUCAGGCGGAGCUACAAAGACUUCGCAAUCCGCCUGCAGCUUCCAGCGACCCGAACACCACCAUAUCCCCAGCAUCUACUUUCCAACCUUCUUCACCUUUGUCGGCUACAUUACGUCGGCAAUUCAGCUCGAAUCCUCAAGCCUCGGCCAUUCCAUCCGGCGAUUCUCGACUCCCAGAGGGCCUUAGCCUCCCGGAAGGCUGGUCUCUCAUUCCCCUUCAAUCGGCCGGACAGGGUCCAAGCGGUAUCUCGAGUCCAAUUCCUACAGCUGCUCCAGAACCUACCCCCACGGUGCAAGUGCGUGAGGAUCCCCCUGUCACUGAAAACUCGGCGCCGGCAGCGAGUAUGAAUGGGGAAAGCUCGGGUACAGUUGAUGCAGCCAGAUCCACUACCUCCUCGCUGCCUGACUGGGGUUCGGAAACUCCGACGACAGCAACGCAUUCGUAUAUCGAAUCAUCGUCUCGGAAUUCGGGCAAAGAGGUCUUUGGGGAGCCGUCAGAAAAGAAGGAAUCGUCUGCAUGGGAUAAUGAAGCCACAAAUGCGGACGAAUCGCCAGAAUCUUCCUCCUCGAAGGGCAAGGCCCGCGUGGUGACAGUUGAGGAUGCUGCGGACGAGGAGGCUUGAAAACCUGACUGCCUAUCCCACUAACUGUCUUGAUAUCUCUUCAUGGUGCAUAUUCCUCUGUAAUGUUGUUUUAUUGGCGUUCUUGAGCGAUUCUGAAUCAUACCCGGGUUUGUUGUGAGUAUAUACCAUCAUAUCGCAGCGCUUCUCAUGUGCUAAGUACUUGAUACUUCCCUCUCCACUACGUUGUCUGAUGAUCUUAAAUUCUAUUUCUAAGCCUUACCAUGGAACGCUACAGAACCUGAAUGUCUCGUCCUGUCUUUGUACAUAACCUACCUUCUACGUGCUGAAGACAUCGGUCUGCUCGUCCCAAGUGUUGCACUCUUGUAUACUGAAGUGUGGCACCUCUGGACAUGGAAGUUCUAUCCGCUAAGUGAGAGAUUAUCUCAAAAGCAUUGCAAUGCUGGGAAUAACAC